AUGAGUCGUUCUGCGCAGAACUCGGAGACGAUUAUCUUCCUGACGGCAGCGCCUCGCGAUGAAGAAGAGCCACCAGUCACCGAGAGCAGGCGACCCAAUAGCAGGAAUCAGAUGUCGCGCAAGACCGUCUACAAGAUCGUGCAGCAGACGCCGCCCCCCUCUCCGCCGUCGCCCGAAGAGGACGAAGAGCAGCGCGAAAUGAGCGUGAGCUUCUCCCUGGAAGAGACCAACGCGCCGAUGGGCAAGGCGCCGGGGCUCCCGAGCGGAUCGCAAGUUCUGCGCGUCCUCCCGCAGGGUGCUAGCAUUGUGCUUGAGCAGGUAAGCACUCCGCCGCCGCCGCGUCCACCGUCCUCGUCGAUGCCUCCGAGGCGCCAAUCCCUUCCGGCUUCGAUGCCGCCCAAGAGCCCCAAGCCCCAGUUUCGUCCGCCGUCUAGGUCCAAGUCGCGACCGCUCUCCCCUCCCAUCAUCAAAGUGGUCCAGGAUAAAACGCCCGAACCGUGCCUCGACUGCUUGGAGGAGUUUGUCCGCCGCAAGAGAGCCGAGAAGCAGCGACAGGGCACGGACGCUUCGUCGCAGGUGGAGGUGACGAUGAGCAACAAGCGCAUCUGCUCUCGUCGCUCGUCCAAGUCGGUGGCGACAACAUCGUCAGUGCAGAGCUACCGUUGUCCCAAGUGCAUGGCGUGCAAGUCCUGCGGAAGCAUAAACGUCACCGUACCGAUAGCCAGGAAGUAG
Rhipicephalus sanguineus (brown dog tick) is the source of this 732-nucleotide messenger RNA. RefSeq lists its product as uncharacterized. Bases 1 to 732 code for a protein of 243 amino acids. NCBI's taxonomy places the organism in Eukaryota, Metazoa, Arthropoda, Arachnida, Ixodida, Ixodidae. The transcript has 2 exons. The record is from RefSeq and is a predicted model, not a curated record.